AGGCGAAGGCGAAGGCGAAGGCGACGGCGACGGCGCACGCAUGCAUACUCACCUAGAUAUACUGCUUUACACGGUAUCGGCGCUGUACAUAUCAUAUCCUUUUGCUUUGUCUGUUCUUCUCGGGCCAUGAGCAUUGGGGGUAUAGGUGCAUCGGCCGGCGGCGUAUGAGUGUCUGGUUUUUACAAGUCUGUUACACUAUUGAAUUUUUCCCUUUUCUUCUUUUUUUUUACGCUACUAUUACCAUCAUAUAUCAUCAUCGUCCUUGCGAGGAACAGCACGCAUGUCGCCAGCAUUGUUUUUCAUUUGUUGCUUUUACUUGUAUCAACGAACUAUAUACCUUAGGUGCCCUAUUAGGGACCCGGCUAUGGGCGGAAUCAGUUUAGCUCUAUGAUGCCGUGAAUUUGUCAAAUAUACCUCAUAUUUUGAUAUA
Daldinia decipiens is the source of this 430-nucleotide messenger RNA. RefSeq lists its product as uncharacterized. The transcript has a single exon. Lineage: Eukaryota; Fungi; Ascomycota; Sordariomycetes; Xylariales; Hypoxylaceae. The coding region runs from base 165 to 383 and encodes 72 amino acids. The record is from RefSeq and is a predicted model, not a curated record.